AUGACAAUACCUACCUGGUCUCCAGGAAUAAGACGGAUGCCGGGGUGAGGAUCACCAGGAUUGGGCUCUACGUGAACCUCGUGAUGGCCGUGUCCAAGGGGAUUGGAGGGUGGUAUUUUAACUCGCAGGCUUUGGUUCGUUGGCCCGACCCCUGCUAUUGCUCUCGUUUCGGGGCCUGACUGAUGGUGAUGGCAAGGUGGCGGACGCUUUCCAUGCCCUGACCGAUUUGGUUUCGGACUUUAUGACGCUGGGGACCGUGGCUUUUGCUCUCAGGAGACCGACCGAGAAGUUUCCCAAUGGCUAUGGGAAGAUUGAGAGUUUGGGGAGCCUGGGAGUCAGCAGUCUGUUGCUAUUUGGUGGUAUUGCUAUGGGUUUGUUUUCGCUUUGCCCCUUUGUGAUUUUUCUCUCUUCCUUCCUUCCUUCCUUCCUUCCUUCCAAGGCCUGGGGGAGGCUGACGGAUGGGAUGGGAUGGGGUGUGACAGGAUACACUGCGUUGAUUCAUCUUUAUGCCGACUUCUUUGCCGGUGGAGACCUACCCGAGUUCUUGGGACACGCUCAUGGUCAUUCGCAUUCUCACUCCCACUCUGACUUGGGGCCGAACGUGAAUGCCGCUUGGCUUGCCGCUGGCUCAAUCGUCGUCAAGGAGUGGCUCUAUCGUUCCAGUAAGUUUGUCCGGAGCGAUACUAUGGCUGAAGUCUUGGGCUGACCGGUUUGGGUGAUAGCCAUGAAAAUUGCAGAGGAGAGGAAAUCCUCGAUUCUCGCCUCCAAUGCAAUCCAUCAUCGCAUCGAUUCGCUUACUUCCAUUGUCGCCCUCGUCGCCAUCGGCGGAUCUCACUUUCUCCAAAACGCAUCCUACCUGGAUCCCGUUGGCGGGUUGAUCGUCUCGCUCAUGGUUAUCAACGCCGGCUGGGGCAAUACCCGUGCUGCGCUCAUGGAACUGGUGGACGUGGGCCUGGAUGACGAAAUCAAAGAAUCGGUGCGGAAAGCCUCUGACAAAGCCCUCGCGCUUCGUCAGGAACGACUCAGCGUUCGCGCGGUCGGCGGUUCAAAGUCGGGACAGAACUACCUCGUCGAGCUAACCGUGGAAGUCCCCAUCGGCACCACCGUCCGCUCAACCAGAGCCUUGGAGGAAGUUUUGCGCGGAGUUGUCGGUGCUGAAGUCAGGGGCGUCAAAAGGAUUAAGGUACGCUUUGUGGAAGAGGGUACCGAUGUGCUAAAUGAGUUUGUCUUUAAGGAGGAGAAUGUGUCCGCCCAGGUCGAGGAACAUAGCCAUAAACAUUAGAUUCAGGAAAAAGCAUUGGUGGGGCGUUUUUGCUUUUGCUUUUUUUUUUUUUUUUUGCGUGUUUUUAAAACUGGUGUAAAUAGCUGGAUUUUUACCCCCUCCCUUUUUUUGUUAUUCCUAGAUUACUCUCUUGCUGUCUCGACAUUUGUGCUAUAUAGUAUUAGAGUUAGCUAGCUUGAGGUACAGGUACUUUGCUUGGAGGGUGUUUCCUCUUUUUUUUUUUUUGAGUCUAUUUUUGCAGUUUUGUGGGCGUGUGUUUGUACAGCACAGUACUGUACUGGCGUUGUAGAUACCGUUAGGGCUGUUACGCCUUUGGAGUGAAGUGUGGGCUUAUCUACCUAUGAGUGCACGGGGUUGGGGGGGCGAUACUGUACUCGUAUGAUAUUAUACACUUCGCUGGGUGAUGAGGG
This is a messenger RNA of Tuber aestivum (summer truffle), 1692 nucleotides long. The record is from the annotation of a GenBank genome assembly. NCBI's taxonomy places the organism in Eukaryota, Fungi, Ascomycota, Pezizomycetes, Pezizales, Tuberaceae.